Molecule: messenger RNA, 2818 nt
Organism: Pteropus alecto (black flying fox)
Lineage: Eukaryota; Metazoa; Chordata; Mammalia; Chiroptera; Pteropodidae
Gene: LHCGR
Product: luteinizing hormone/choriogonadotropin receptor
Exons: 11
Coding region: 3-2093 (696 amino acids)
Biological process (GO): phospholipase C-activating G protein-coupled receptor signaling pathway; luteinizing hormone signaling pathway; ovarian follicle development
Cellular component (GO): membrane
Molecular function (GO): luteinizing hormone receptor activity
Source: RefSeq, a predicted model, not a curated record
CCAUGGGGUGGCGGUCCUCGGCGCUGCGGCCGCUGCCGGGGCUGCUGCUGCUGCUGCCGCUGUCACUGCCACGAGCCCUCUGCCCCGAGCCCUGCAGCUGCCCGCCCGACGGCGCCCUGCGCUGCCCUGGCCCACGGGCCGGCCUCACCCGACUAUCACUCACCUAUCUCCCUGUCAAAGUAAUCCCAUCUCAAGCUUUCAGAGGACUUAAUGAGGUCAUAAAAAUUGAAAUCUCUCAGAGUGAUUCCCUGGAAAAGAUAGAAGCUAAUGCCUUUGACAACCUCCUCAAUUUGUCUGAAAUACUGAUCCAGAACACCAAAAACCUGUUAUACAUCGAGGCUGGAGCAUUUACAAGUCUCCCCCGGUUAAAAUACCUGAGCAUCUGUAAUACGGGCAUCCGAAAGCUUCCAGAUGUUACGAAGAUCUUCUCCUCAGAAUUUAAUUUCAUUCUGGAAAUUUGCGAUAACUUACACAUCACCACCAUACCAGGAAAUGCUUUUCGAGGGAUGAAUAACGAAUCCAUAACACUCAAACUAUAUGGAAAUGGAUUCGAAGAAAUACAAAGUCAUGCGUUCAAUGGGACGACGCUGAUUUCCCUGGAGCUAAAGCAAAACGCACACCUGGAGAAGAUGCACAAUGGAGCCUUCCAGGGGGCCACGGGGCCAAGCAUCUUGGAUAUUUCUUCCACCAAACUGCAGGCUUUGCCUAGCUAUGGGCUGGAAUCCAUUCAGACGCUAAUAGCCACAUCAUCCUAUUCUCUAAAAAAAUUGCCAUCAAGAGAAAAAUUCACCAAUCUUCUGGAUGCCACCUUAACUUAUCCCAGCCACUGCUGUGCUUUCAGAAACUUGCCAACAAGAGAGCAGAAUUUUUCAUUUUCCAUUUUUGAAAACUUUUCUAAACAAUGUGAAAGCACAGCAAGAAAACCAAAUGAUGAAAUGCUCUAUUCUGCCAUCUUUGCUGAGAGUGAACUGAGUGGCUGGGAUUAUGACUAUGGUUUCUGCUCACCCAAGACACUCCGAUGUGCUCCCGAACCAGACGCUUUUAAUCCUUGUGAAGAUAUUAUGGGCUAUGACUUCCUUAGGGUCCUGAUUUGGCUGAUUAAUAUUCUAGCCAUCAUGGGAAACAUGACUGUCCUUUUUGUUCUCCUGACCAGUCGUUAUAAACUGACAGUGCCCCGUUUUCUCAUGUGCAAUCUUUCCUUUGCAGACUUUUGCAUGGGGCUCUAUCUGCUGCUCAUUGCCUCAGUUGACUCCCAAACCAAAGGCCAGUAUUAUAACUAUGCCAUAGAUUGGCAGACAGGAAGCGGAUGUAGCACCGCUGGCUUUUUCACUGUAUUUGCAAGUGAACUUUCUGUCUACACCCUCACGGUCAUCACACUAGAAAGAUGGCACACCAUCACCUAUGCUAUUCAGCUGGACCAAAAGCUACGAUUAAGACAUGCCAUUCCAAUUAUGCUUGGAGGAUGGCUUUUCUCUACUCUAAUUGCCAUGCUGCCCCUUGUGGGUGUCAGCAAUUACAUGAAGGUCAGCAUCUGCCUCCCCAUGGAUGUGGAAACCACUUUCUCACAAGUCUACAUAUUAACCAUUCUGAUACUCAAUGUGUUGGCCUUCAUCAUCAUUUGUGCUUGCUACAUUAAAAUUUAUUUUGCAGUUCAAAAUCCAGAGCUGAUGGCUACUAACAAAGAUACAAAGAUUGCUAAGAAAAUGGCAGUCCUCAUCUUCACUGAUUUCACCUGCAUGGCACCUAUCUCUUUUUUUGCCAUCUCAGCGGCCUUCAAAGUACCCCUUAUCACAGUAACCAACUCUAAAGUUUUACUGGUUCUUUUUUACCCUGUCAAUUCUUGUGCCAAUCCAUUUCUGUACGCAAUUUUCACAAAGGCAUUCCGAAGGGAUUUCUUUCUGUUGCUGAGCAAAUUUGGCUGUUGUAAACGUCAGGCUGAACUUUAUAGAAGGAAGAAUUUUUCAGCUUAUACCUCCAACUGCAAAAAUGACUUCACUAGAUCAAAUAAGCCUUCUCAGUCCAUUUUGAAGUUGACCACACUGCGCUGUCAAUAUACAGUUGACCCAGACAAGACUUGCUGUAAAGAGUGUUAACUGUUACAUCAGUAACUACAUUACUGAAUUAUACUUAAAUAUGCAAAAAAUUAUCUGUGCCAGUAAUUUUAAGAAAGAGUUGGUUUAAGAAAAUUAUUUUUUCUUAGGCAUAUUAGGCAAAGAGAAACCUAUACCUAGCUCUAAGUGUGGUCCAUGACCAUCACCAAUCUAAAAACUAUAUGUUAUUGGCACAUAAUGAAAUACAAUACAAAAGUUGAGAGUAUUUGCAUAUUUUUACAGCGAUUUUGACAGAGUAAUUAUGUCUAUUGAAUCUAAUAUUUUUUAAAUGGAAAAAAAACAAGGUGGUAUUUUACGUCCUUUUCUCAUUUCAUCUUUGUAGGAAUUUUCAUUGCAUUUUAUAAAAAUAUGAAUCUAUAACAGAUUUAAAACUUAAAAUAACUCAUCCUUUUCCUCAGAUAGUUUGAGAGACACACUCUAGAGAUGUACUGUCCAAUCUAGUAGCCACUAGCCACAUGUAGUAAAUUAAAAUUAAAAAUUUUAAUUAAAAAUGUAGUUCCUCAGUUGCACUAUCCACAUUUCAAGUACUCAAUAGUCACACAUGACCAGUGGUUACCAUUUUGGAAAGCACAGAUACAGUACAUGUUCAUCAUCACAGAAAGUUCUAUUGGAUAGUGCUGUUAUGGAGACUUACCUAUCACCUGUCCAGGUUUUAUUAUUUAAAAUUAAUGUAAUGUAAGCAUCUAAAGACACAUUUCGGCCUAUUU